This is a messenger RNA of Linum trigynum, 2459 nucleotides long. The record is from the annotation of a GenBank genome assembly. NCBI's taxonomy places the organism in Eukaryota, Viridiplantae, Streptophyta, Magnoliopsida, Malpighiales, Linaceae.
CACUAAUCAGUAUGUUUUCAUCAAAGGUAGUUUGAUUAGUGAUAAUAUUCUCUUUGGACAUAGAAUGAUCAAAUUGUAUAAUAGGAAAUUUGUCUCCCCUAGGUGUGCUAUGAAGACGGACAUUAUGAAAGCAUUUAAUAGUGUUGGAUGUACUUUUCUAUUAGUGAUGGCAAUGGGACGGGGGCAGGGCGGGAUGGGUAUCUCAAUACUCAUACCCGCUCCACACUAAGCGCAUGUCAGGUGCUACCCACGGAGGUAAGGGGCUGGACGGGCCUACCCAUCCUUAUAUGGAAUUUUAAACAAACAACGUAGAUAUUUAACUCUUUUUCAAGAACAAUUAGAGAAAAAAUUCAUAAACGAAUGAUAAAAUAUAGUAGAAUGAAUAAUUGAGUUUAAACAGUUGAAAGAUAGAGUCUUAAAAUUUCUUUAGGACGAAAAAUAAGAUUUUUGGAAGGGUCAUAGUUAGUGCAAAUCAUGAUAAAACGAGGCGGGGUGAGGCAGGUUGGAAAUAAUACCCAUGACACGCCCCACGCUAAUGUCGGUCGGGUAAUACCCGUCCCAAAUAGGUCGGGACAAGUCGGGUCGCUUAGAUCAUAUCGGAAAUUGCCAUCACUAUUUUCUAUUUGAUGUCAUGGUUGCAAUCAGGGGUGGAAAUCGGUACGGUAUCGGUAUCCCAAUACCAAAUACCGAAAUCCCGAAUACUGAAUUACACCCUAAAGUCAAUCCCAAUCUCAAUCCCUAAAUUAUUUCGGUAUCCCAAUCCCAAUUCCUAAAUAUUUCGGUAUCCCAAUCUGUACUUCGGCAUUCCAAUCAGUAUUAUCGAAUAAGAAAUUAAUUACCUUUGCAAUUAAUAAUUAAAUAUAUUUAUUAGAUUUUAUUGUUUAAUUUAGGGGGGAAAAGACUAAGCAAAGAGUUUUGAAUUAGGAUAUUAUUAAGGAGAGUGGAGGAGAGGAGACAUCUCAAGUUCUUGUCAUUGAUAAUUGUUGGGGAUAUAGCUCCAGUCGCGCAAGCAAGACUGCCAAGCGUGCUACGCGCGCUCGCGGAAAGAACCUUCUGCGAGUACUAAAGGCCUCCGCGAAAAAAGACACGUCCGAAUUGUUGGGGAUAUAGCUCAAACCCAGUCGCGCAAGCAAGACUGCCCAGCGCGCUCGCGGAAAGAACCUUCCGCGAGUACUAGAGGUCUCCGCGAGUAAAGACACGUCCGCGAGUGCCAGAAGCGCCAGACGGCGUCGUUUUGCUCUACUCAAGCCAGCGCCGUUUUGUAAACGCCAGACGGCGUCAUUUUCCCUAUACAAGCCGACGUCGUUUUGCUUAAUUCGAACUGAGAAGGAAAACCGGGAAGAAUGAGGUCGUAUCCUCCGAAGGAACGGUCACAUCCUAGUCCUAGGUAUAAUUAUGGCCUAAGGCAUGGCCUAAACGUCUGACACACGUAGCAGUCAUGUCACAUUAAAUGUACACCCACUGCAAUGUGUCCUAUAAAUAGAGCAUUUACUCCGGUGGGUGAGGGGAUCGAAUUUUCUGACUCUAUCACUACAAAGUAUCAACUUCUCUCUCUAAGAUAUCACUCUCUCGAUCACAUUCUCUCAUACCUUUGUUCUCCAACCGAUAGAAGAUUCUCGUUGCUUGCUCUUCUCACCCCAUUUUCCCGAGUCUCACUCCUACACUUAGUUAGGCUCAAACAAUUGGCGCCGACCAUGGGGCCGAGUAGAGAAGCAGUAGAAAAUCAACUAAUGGCGGAACAUAAUCCCAACUCAGCCGACGAGGCAACGCCCAUCAAGGCAAUGACGAACCAGAGGGUGUUCGCGGAAGCCAGCAACCUUAACGCAGUACUUAUUGAAGAAGAAAAGCCCGAGCUAACAGCCAAAGAGAUGAGGCAACUAAUGGCGAAGCAAAAUGAGGUCAUAGCCGAUAUGCAAAAAAAGAUGAGCAAAGUCAUAGCGCUCAUGAUGAGCAAGGAGGCCAUGUCAACAGCACAUGUGGCGCCAACCGCGCCACAACAGGUGGCAGGUGAAGCGUCAGAGUCUGUCCCAGCGUCAGAGCUUGCCCCACUAUCACAACAAGCGCCGUUCGAGUCACCCGCGCAUGAAGUGCAACAAGUGGAGCCGCGGGCCAGGGUGGACCUCAGCUUCUUGGAGCAACAUUUAUCCCCGCAGUACAGCCCCCACCCACCCCAGAAGAACCCUCCAUCAACCAUUAAGCGCGGAAAUCAUGGCAGAACACCUAAGCGGAAUGCCACCCGCCCUCCUAACAUAUAACGGAACAAACGACCCAGAGGACCAUGUAAGCACCUUUUGCCUCCGGAUGCAACUCCAAACCAACUCCAACGCGGCGUUAUGCAGAACCUUCCCAUCAACAUUCUCCGAAAUAUGCCUCGAUUGUUAUAACAGACUCCCAAAUGGGAUCAUCCGCUCGUUCGAAGAGUUCAUACUCUUGUUCAUAACUAAAUUCGCGUCCAAAAA